AUGGCAGCGGCAGCUCUCCUGCCUUGGUGCCUCCAGUUGAGGCUGCGGCGGCUGCUGCUGCUUUUGCUUUGGGCUGGUCCUGUGUGGCUGGACAGUAAGGUGUUCAGUGACCUGGACCAAGUGCGGAUGACCUCAGAGGGCUCUGACUGCCGCUGCAAAUGCAUCAUGCGCCCGCUGAGCAAGGAUGCGUGCAGCCGGGUGCGAAGCGGACGCGCAAGAGUAGAGGACUUCUACACAGUGGAGACGCUGAGUUCAGGGGUCGACUGCCGGUGCUCCUGCACCGCCCCGCCCUCCUCACUCAACCCCUGUGAGAACGAGUGGAAGAUGGAGAAACUGAAGAAGCAGGCACCUGAGCUCCUCAAGCUGCAAUCUAUGGUGGAUCUUCUGGAGGGUGCCCUGUACAGCAUGGAUCUGAUGAAAGUACAUGCCUACAUCCACAAGCUGACCUCCCAGAUGAACACGCUGGAGGAGAGCAUCAAGGCCAACCUGAGCCGGGAGAAUGAGGUGGUGAAAGACAGUGUGCGUCACCUCAGCGAGCAACUGAAGAGCUAUGAGAACCAGUCAGCCAUCAUGAUGAGCAUCAAGAAGGAACUGUCCAGCCUGGGCCUCCAGCUGUUGCAGAGGGACGCGGCUGUUGUCCCUGACACCGCCCCAGCCUCAGUCCCUGACAGCAAAGCUCAGGAUACCGCUGGAGGCCAAGGCAAUGAUCUCAACAAAUAUGGCAGCAUACAGAAGAGCUUCGCAGACAAGAGCCUUGCAAAGCCUUCCAAGGAGAAGCUGCUGAAGGUGGAGAAGCUGAGAAAGGAGAGCAUCAAGGGCAGAGCACCCCACCCCACAGCCAGGCCCCGUGCGCUGGCCCAGCAGCAGGCAGUGAUCCGAGGCUUCACCUACUACAAGGCAGGCAGACAGGAGGCCAGACAGGAAGCACCCAAGGCCGUGGCUGAUAACACCCUCAAGGGUACUUCCUGGCUGGAGAAGCUUCCACCCAAGACGGAGGCCAAGCUUCCAGAGCCUAACUUCACCAAACAUGAUGAAGUCAGGCUGGAGGCUUCAGAAGGAGCCAACUUGACCCCUGACAGCUUCACCACCACCACCGCCACCACCACCACCACCACUACCACCACCACCGCAACCACCACUACCCCAACCCCGAUCACCACUCCCUGGCCCACUGAGCCACCUCUGCAUCCAGAAGUCCCUAGUCGAGGUAGGGAGGACAGCUGUGAGGGCACCCUCCGAGCUGUGGACCCUCCUGUCAAGCACCACAGUUAUGGGCGCCAUGAGGGCGCCUGGAUGAAGGACCCUGCAGCUCCAGAUGACAGGAUCUACGUCACCAACUACUACUAUGGAAACAGCCUGGUGGAGUUUCGAAACCUGGAAAAUUUUAAACAAGGCAGGUGGAGUAAUAUGUACAAGCUGCCCUACAACUGGAUAGGCACAGGCCACGUUGUAUACCAGGGGGCCUUCUACUACAACCGCGCCUUCACCAAGAAUAUCAUCAAGUAUGACCUGCGCCAACGCUUUGUGGCCUCCUGGGCCCUGCUGCCUGAUGUGGUCUAUGAGGACACCACGCCCUGGAAGUGGCGUGGCCACUCGGACAUUGAUUUUGCCGUGGACGAGAGCGGUCUGUGGGUCAUCUACCCAGCUGUGGAUGAGCAGGAUGAAACCCAGCACGAGGUGAUUGUGCUGAGCCGCCUGGACCCUGGAGACCUCUCUGUGCGCCGUGAGACCACGUGGAAGACACGGCUGCGGAGGAACUCCUACGGGAACUGCUUCCUGGUGUGCGGCAUUCUGUACACCGUGGACACUUACAACCAGCAGGAAGGCCAGGUGGCCUAUGCCUUCGACACCCACACAGGCACUGACGCCCACCCGCAGUUGCCCUUCCUCAAUGAAUACUCCUACACCACCCAGGUUGACUACAACCCCAAGGAGCGGGUGCUCUACGCCUGGGACAAUGGCCACCAGCUCACCUACACCCUCCAGUUUGUGGUCUGAGUGUUCACAAGGGAGAGCAGCAGAGGAGGGGCUGUCCCUAGCAACUCCUGUAACUGAUAUAAGUGUCAGUAGCUGGGGUGUCCUAGGCUAGGUGUUGGUAUUGAUGGCAGCCGGGACAGUACUUUCUCAGUGCCCAGCAGGUGACGCUCACUUCCGCUGCAGAAUGCUGUGCUGUGGACUUUUCCUCCACUUACCCUUUUGACUCUUUCCACUGCUUCCUUUGGAAGCAGAGGUUCCUUAAGUCCACUGGGCAGAUGAGGUGACUGUAGCCCAAAGGAGCGGCAGCCCAGCUGGAGCAGGUCAGGCUGUGUUCUCCCAAUAGCCACAUUUUACAGAUGAAAUGACCUCACCAAGUUCUUCCCACCCCCAGUUCCCUUCCCAGGGCUCCGCGAAGUUUAAGGUCUUUGGGAGCUCUGCCCUGGUAUUCGGCAGCUCCAGGCCCCUCUUCUGGUUGAAUGCUGGUAACCUUGAGCUUAGGGCCUCUUGAUCUAUGGUCAGCCCCUGUGUUCCCAUGCUCUUGUCUGUCCACAUUCCAGAAGCUCACCAUCACAGCCACUAAGCAGUAACCACACCCUGAAGCAAACACUGGCUGGGUCCAUGGCCCUCCCUCUGUGGCUACUUCUUGUUCCCCUGUUUCUUACACAUUUCUUAACAGCUGAGAAGGUAUAGGCAGCUCAGCUCUGGCAGGGUGGGGUGCUAGCCUGAGCUCCCCCCACCUCAACUUCUGAACCAGAAGCCCUCGCCCUUGGCCAUCCACCAGGCCCUGGCUCCUUCCUUAGUACUUCCCAAAGCCUUGGGCCUUGGGGUUCUUUCUGGGCCUUUAAAGCCAGUCUGUUCACACUCAGGGAUUGCAAAGAGUAAGGUCCUUGCCCCUGGAGAGGGUGGCACCAAGAUGGAACAGGCUCCCUCUUCUUUGCCCAUCCUGACCUGGUCACUCGGUGGGCUGAUUCGGCAGCCUGGGACUCUGAGGUAGACAAGACAGAGGGGUUCAGGAGAGGCUUUAGGCCUUCUCAGUUUGCAGGACAAAGACAGGAUGUAGAAGCAGGGAAGAACAGCCUAGGGUCUUGCCAGCAGGAUUUUCUUUAAUAUAGGACUUGUGAUUGUGGACUUACAAGUGAGCAUGUAUAAACUACCCUAAAAUGGGAUUCGGCAGCUUCCCUGGUGCUGCUUGUGGUUCCCAGAGCCCCCAAGACCCAGACAGCCCCGAGAACAAGACCUUUCAAGCCAGCCUGUGUCUGCUUUGGACAUUGUUUCUAAAGCUGCAGGAAAGGUUUUGUUGUGUUGUUAUUGUUUGUCCAUCUCCCUGUUUCUCCAAAGAAAGUCCAGAUCCCAGCAGUUCUAGGGUAUGGAGGAAAAGCCCUAAACCGGGAUAGCUCUGCCUGCAAAGAGCCCCAGCACAUUUGAGGAUGUCUACCACUGACCCCUAACCUGGACCCUGGGCCCUUCCUUGUGCCCUGUGCCCGCCUACUCCUAGGCUACCUGCCGUGGAAUACCAGUGCCUUGCUGUGGAAUCGCACUAUGCAGUGUGAGAUGGGGAGAUUUAGGUUCUGUGCAGGCUUCAUUUCUUCCAGACAUUGUCGGGUGAUGUUUUGCUUAAGGAAUAACGCACUCCUGAAAUAGAGAGGGACAGUGACACUCAGCCCAGCCAGGUCUGAGCUGACUCACAGUGGUAGCCAGGUCCAGCUUCCCCCACCCAGCUGACCACCAUGGGCUCCUUUUCCAGCCUCUUCACAAAACUUGGAGGCCCCGGCCUUUCCCUUGGCCCUGGGUGUGGGUCUUUUUAAGGCUGUGUGUUUUGUGAUGUCAUAGCCCAACCAUGUGAGAGGUGCUCAGGCAACUCUGCGGCAGCCUGAGAAGAGGGAACAUUAGGACACAUCGGUUUUGAAAAGUAAACACGUGGCAUAGUUUCCUGGGGUGGGACACAGGGCCUGCCAUAGUCCCCAGUCACUCUCCAUGUCCCUUCUGUCUUCAGUCCUUUGUGUGUUGUGUGGUAAAUAUGGUUCAUUUCCUCAUUUCUAGAUGGUCACACUGUAUCCCAAGUAAGUCAUUUGUCACAUAGGCUGGUAGUGGAAGAGCCAUGUUUCCAAGUCAGGUAACCUGUCAUGUUAUCUGAGAACCAUCAGUGUGCUGGACAUACUGUGGAAAGACUACAAAAGGGCCCGUUAACAGAUGAGGCCAAUGACAUGAGGAAUUUACCCAAGAUCACACAGCAGUAUGGUCAGUGCCAAGGCUAGGUGUUCAAGGCUGCUCAGAGUAUGUUUUCUGUCAUGCUGGUAGCAAGUUCCAAAAGUGCUGGUAGUUGUAGUCAUUCAAGAAGAGCCCCCUCCAAAAGGCUGGCUUCUACAGAAGCUUUGAAGCCCAGCCAAGGAGUGGACACAUGUAGCCUUGUCUAGAACAAAGCUGUAAAAACCACCAGAGCCAAGGAAAUUCUGACAUAGUUUCUAAUUGGAUUUUGUCCCGUCGGUGAUGAAAAGCAGGGAAGAGGUUUUUGUCGAGGAGCCUGAAUUUGCCAAUUUGUGAGCUCUGAAGGAAACCUGGCUCCUACCACCACACACACAAACACACACUCUCCCAGGCACCUUCCCACACUUCCACACCCCCACAUAUAUACAUUCACACACAUACCCUUACAUGCCACACAUACACAUGUGUGCACUCACACAUACUUUGGGUUGUGUUAUGCUGAGCAACAGGUACUCUUUAGGAUGAGGGGCCUAGACUGCAUAGAAAUGACCACUGACCUUUUUAUAAAGACAAAACAUCUUGUGUCUCUGGAUAACUCUAUAGGUGAAGGGGCUUUGGCUUCCUUCAUUGAUUCCUCUCCAGAGACUGCCAGGCCUUGAGUGGGGAUGGGGGUGCUAGGCAAGCGCUGGAUCACUGAGUCACCCCAGCUUCUCAGUUCUUGAAUCUAAUCUGCUUUCCUGGGUGAAAAGAAGGGGAAUGCUACCUUGGGGCAGCACAAAAGAUGGGGAAACUGGGGCCUCCUGUGGUGCAGUGGACGGCACUGUGUGUCAGAGUUCUGGGUACAGGGGAACUGGGAGCCCUUGUUAGUAUCCAGCCUGCCUCUUCCGUGCUGCCCUGCCCUCUCAGGCUGGGUGGGGGUGUUAGCUCCCUCCUAGAGCUGGGACCAAGGCUUAAUGAGGACAGGGGACUUCAGGAGACCCCCAGUACUAGCCAGAAUCAGAAGUCGCCUUGACCUGCAGUCUCUCUAAUCUACCCUGGAACCCCCAAGACUGCCAGUAUUUUUUCUCAUUAUAGAUUAUGAACCUCAAGUUCAGAGAAGUUGAGCCGUCUGCUCAGGGUCAGGUAUCUAGCAUAUAGAGGUGAGAUCCAAACUAGGUCUCUUUAAACCAAAGCCCCAACUGUUGUAAGUAGUCAUGUUUUUUUCUUGGUUUAGACCAAUAGGAAGUUCAAAGACAGGCUCGAGAUCAUUUUAAAUACUUGUAUGGAGUUUAACCAGCUUCAUUGUAGCUUUUUGCAUGCACCUUUACCCUGAUUUAUUUUUACUCUACUGUAUUUUAUCUAUUCUUAUAAGGUGCCACAAGAUCUUUUUGUAACAGGGUGGCAUAUACAUACAUAAAACCCAUCAUUACAGCUGGAUAUGAUGGCAUACAUCUUUGGUUCCUGCAUUUGAGAGGGAGAGGCAGGCAAAUUUCUGAGUUUGAGGACAGCCUGGUCUACAAAGCAAGUUCCAGGACAGCCAGAGCUACACAGAGAGACUUUGUCUCAAAAAUAAAAAAAAAAAAUAAAUGAAAGCUUGAUUCAAAAAUCUAGAGUACUGUGGACUACAACUGGGAAUAUAGCUCCAUGGCAGAGUACUUACUUAGCAUGUCUGAGGGUCUGGGUUUGAUUCCCGGCAUCAAACAUAAAUAAAUAAACAAAUAGUU
Psammomys obesus (fat sand rat) is the source of this 5885-nucleotide messenger RNA. It is a transcript of the gene Olfml2a, whose product is annotated as olfactomedin like 2A. The record is from RefSeq and is a predicted model, not a curated record. The transcript has 8 exons. Lineage: Eukaryota; Metazoa; Chordata; Mammalia; Rodentia; Muridae. Gene Ontology annotation, biological process: signal transduction. Bases 1 to 1998 code for a protein of 665 amino acids.